This is a messenger RNA of Ogataea philodendri, 1611 nucleotides long. RefSeq lists its product as uncharacterized. The transcript has a single exon. NCBI's taxonomy places the organism in Eukaryota, Fungi, Ascomycota, Pichiomycetes, Pichiales, Pichiaceae. The record is from RefSeq and is a predicted model, not a curated record. Gene Ontology annotation, biological process: proteolysis. Gene Ontology annotation, molecular function: serine-type endopeptidase activity. The coding region runs from base 1 to 1611 and encodes 536 amino acids.
AUGAAACACGCAGUCGCAGUUUCCUUGGUCGCGGCAAUGGCCGUCCAAGGUCUUGUUAUCCCUCAUUUCGAGGACAUGCCUCAACAGGUUGCCCUGGUUGCACAGCCUCACCAGGUUGCUCAAGCUCACGAGGUUGCCCAACAAGCCCUCCCAACCGUUUCUUUGCUUUCUGUUGAGAAUUCCAGACCAUUGGUCACCUCUCCAGUUGCUUCUCAGAACAUCGUGCCAAACUCGUACAUUGUCGUGUUCAAGAAUGGCGUGUCUUCAGACUCUGUGGACUUCCACAUGUCCUGGUUGCAAGAUAUCCACGCACAGGCUUUGCAGGCUUUCGAGUCGAACCCAGAAGAGGCUUCCACAUUGGGCUUCACCAAUGAGUCAUUGAACCUCACCCAAAUGUUCAAGAUUAGCGACUUCUUCUCCGGCUACACCGGCCACUUCCCAGAGUCUGUUGUCGACCUUAUCAGAAGACACCCAGACGUUGCAUUCGUCGAGCACGACUCAAUGGUGUACGCAUCCAAGGAGGAGACCCAGGUGGGUGCUCCAUGGGGUCUUUCCAGAAUUUCCCACAGAGAAUCCCUCAGUCUCGGAAACUUCAACCAAUACAUCUAUGACGAUAUCGCCGGAGAUGGUGUCACCUCCUACAUUAUCGAUACUGGUAUCAACAUCCACCACCAGGAGUUUGGCGGCAGAGCAAAAUGGGGUAAGACUAUCCCAGUUGGUGACGCCGAUGAGGACGGAAACGGUCACGGAACCCACUGUGCAGGUACUAUUGGUUCUGAGCACUACGGUGUUUCCAAGAACGCCAACUUGGUUGCAGUCAAGGUCCUUAGAUCCAACGGUUCUGGUUCUAUGUCCGAUGUCGUCAAGGGUGUCGAAUUCGCCGCCAACUCCCACCUUGCUGAGUCUAAGGAAAAGAAGGCUGGUUUCAAGGGUUCCACCGCCAACAUGUCUCUUGGAGGUGGUAAGUCGCCAGCUCUCGACUUGGCCGUCAAUGCUGCUGUCAAGGCCGGUCUCCACUUUGCCGUUGCUGCUGGUAACGACAAUGCUGACGCUUGCGACUACUCUCCAGCUGCCGCAGAAUCUGCUGUCACUGUUGGUGCUUCCACGCUUUCUGACUCCAGAGCAUACUUCUCCAACUACGGUAAGUGUGUUGACAUCUUUGGUCCUGGUUUGAACGUGCUGUCCACUUACAUUGGCUCCGAGACUGCCACUGCCACUCUUUCCGGAACUUCUAUGGCUUCUCCACACGUUGCUGGAUUGUUGACCUACUUCCUUGGUCUGCAACCAGACGACGACUCCGCAUUUGCAUCUGCUUCGAUCUCUCCUGCUCAAUUGAAGAAGAACAUCAUCAAGUACGGUACCAAGAAUGUUUUGUCGGACAUUCCAGACGACGGAACUCCAAACAUUUUGAUCUACAACGGAGCUGGCAAGAACUUGACUGAUUUCUGGAACACAGACUACGAGUACACUGCCGAGCACUCUUUCAAGGACGACUUGGACAAGGCCCUGAAGAUUGUGUCUUCUGUGGAGAUCGACCUGGAGGGUGUCAAGGAGAAGUUUGACGAGCUUUUGAACGAGGUGCAAAAUGACGUCAAGUCUUUGUUGAACUAG